Astyanax mexicanus (Mexican tetra) is the source of this 7138-nucleotide messenger RNA. RefSeq names its product BCL6 corepressor-like 1 (gene bcorl1). Gene Ontology annotation, cellular component: nucleus. The transcript is spliced from 12 exons. Gene Ontology annotation, molecular function: protein binding; transcription corepressor activity. The coding region runs from base 300 to 5228 and encodes 1642 amino acids. Gene Ontology annotation, biological process: negative regulation of transcription by RNA polymerase II. NCBI's taxonomy places the organism in Eukaryota, Metazoa, Chordata, Actinopteri, Characiformes, Acestrorhamphidae. The record is from RefSeq and is a predicted model, not a curated record.
GCGCGCCUCCAUCUGCCCCUCUCUCCCACCGGAGCCGUGGCUGAGCUACGCUACGCUACGGGCUUGUCUUGCCGAACCCCCCGGACUUUCGGAACCGACAAAAAAAAUAAUCGAGAUCAGCGAGCCGAGCUGCGACGCGACCGACGGACGUCGCGACGACGGGACGGAGAUCCUAGCCGCCGAUGCGCCAACAUCCCGCAGAUGUCGGUCAGACGGCUCUGUGCCGUAUCCAGACGCAAACCUAGUAAACACUGACCUGUCGACACGCCCUGAGGAAUGCUGUGUUGAAACAAACGCCUAUGCAGGUGGACCCCUCGCCAAUGAAUGUGGGGGAUGGAGGCCCAGUGAGCAGAGAGAGCAGUGCCCCUGCCCAGGCCUCCGAGAGCAUGGUGGGGAAUCCACAGCAGACACUGCCUCCUGAACUCCGAGGAGACGUGCCUCACAGUCAGCAGAACAAGCUGAGGACAUCCACUGACUGCAAAGCGCCUGGCGUCUGCUCGGAGGCCGGCAAGGCCAGCAAGGCCAGCAAUUCAAACCAUUGUCCUGAAGUCCCUCCCUCCCAACCUCACAACAAUGCUCCUGUGUUCAGCACUGAUCCUUUGAGCACGCCGUUGCCCGACAGGACAGAGGUCCCUAAAGCCAAGGCUGAUGGUGGUGGUAUUUACUCGACCCACCAUUGGCCUUGCGGUAAAAAAGUUGGCGUGGAGGACUCUGUGAACUCUGUGCACGGUGGGAUCACAGCGAAUAAGAAAACGCCCCAAAGCCCAAGCCACACCCCACCUGUGAUUAGCCUUCCCCCGGGAUUUCAGUGUUCAACGCUCUUCAAAACAGGCCAACCUGUUGCUUUCCUGCCCUCUCCUAACUUUUCCUCUUCGCCUCUCUGUAAGAUUACGCUGCCCCCAGGGUUGGGCCAAAUUGCUGCCCUGAGGGAAGCAACAGCUAGUCAGUUUCAAAAAGACUGUGCAGCGCCUAGUUCUGGCUCGAGUAUGCCUCCAAGGCUCAAAACGUAUCCUUCUUACCACUUCUCGGUGGGUAGAAGCCUCGCUUCUGACAAGAAACCACUCUCGCCGGCAUCUAAAGGACGAAGUGACUCUUUGUCCAAUGCUGCUAAGGGCUGCAAAAGUGUCGGAGAGCACAAAUCCACAGUGCCCUCCGCCUCCAACCCAGCAAUCGUUCCGCCUGUGCAACAGUCCUCACAGAGCACAGCCCCACCGACUCGCUACACCAUCUCUCCCACCGCUGCCAUCUGCUGUAGCUCGGCACUAGCCAACAUUAGCACUCAGAGCAGGUUGCUUAGCCUUGUGGAGAAAUGCCCGUCAUACAGAGGGGUUGAAAAGACUAUGGCGUUUCUGAAGCCCAAGACUUCUACUUCUUCUGCCGAGGAGCACAACACGCCUUGUUCCCCAGAGGAACGGGAUGUACCCCUUGAUCUCUCUUCAAAAUCGAAGCGCCAGAAAAGCAUCAGGGACGCUCAGAACGCCUCAACUGCAUCUGAGCAUCAUCCCGCCGAGCCUCAUCAUCAUCAGAAGAACAUGCACACCUCCAAAAGACCUCAGACUGCCACUUUCGGUACUGCCAAUGCAUACUCGCUUCUACCAGACACCCAACGAAACGGUGCCGCCCCACAGAGAUCGUCCUCAAAACUCAGCAAUCACCACAGUUUAGAACCCAGUGCGUCGUGGGGCAAAGGCUCCUCGCCGUGUUCGUUAAACAGCCUCCCUGGCACAUAUGUAGGAGUGGCUAGUCCCAUACUUGCCUCGACGUUGCGUAGCAAAGAUGGAAAGAGUGCUGCUUUUGUUGAUGAUCUCCAGACUUUUGCGAAGCAGGAGACAAUUUCCAUUAUUGAUCAAGGAGAGCAGUUGGUAUCGAGGGGUAAGAAGGCAGCACCAUCGAGUGCAGGUAAAGGUAACCAAUUAAAUAAGGGCACCAAACAUUCUGCACACUCUGCAAGUGCUUCGUCACUUGGAUCGCCAGAGCAUUUGUCCACAGCUUUAUUUGUUACAGCAAACUCGGAGCUCAGAUCUUCUCGGAAGUCUUCGUUGGGAGGAAAAGCAGGGAUUCCUUAUACACCUCCGGUUAUCAAACCAUCGUGGCAGCAGCAACCUAACGUCCAUACUCAAGAGACGUCCACACAAAAGCAGCUGAGUCAAACGCAACCCCCGUCUAAAGCGGUCAGAAGCAGCAUGGCUUGUGAGACUCCCCUGUUCCAUAGCUCUGAUCUAAGCCCUACUAAAUUGGUGGAUGACAAAUGGGAGAAAGCCAAGUCCCCGUUGUCCAAUCUGGAGUCGAUCGUGAAGCAGAAAGCUCUGGAAACCACUGCACUGACUGCAGAGAACUACUGUAACUUGACUUCUGCGGGCUCCAGGAAGCCUGAGGUCCUGAACCUGCUCAACAGAUGUCAGAACCCUCCACUACUUCCGAAUGUGACGACAAGCUUCACACCGUCCAGAGUCUCCGAACCACAGGACUCCAGAUCGGACCGAAUCUCCCCACCCAAAGAGGUCAUUCCACCAGUCAACAGACCGGAGGCUACGACGACCAGUAUAGUUCCCAAAGAGAAGAAACGCGACAAACCGACAAAGCAGACUGAACAUGUAACCGGCGACAGCAGUAGUCAAAAGUCAAAGCCCAGCACCCCCAAGAAAAAGUGUGCUUCCGGUAUUAAAGCUGGCAAGAAAGACAAUAAACUGGUCCAAAGUCUUGAUCAAGACUUAAUAAAAAAAGAACCGACAGCACAGACUGAGUCCUCAACUCCUUCUAAACUGGAGGGGAUCGCUCUAUCGGAUCUUCACCCUCAGACUGAGACUGUAACAGAGGCAGAAGACGAGAAUAAAACAAACAGUGCCAAAGAGGAAAGCCCUUCCAAAGGAAAAGUACCCGUCACCAAACAGAAAAGAGCUAAAAAGCUGGCUAAGGAGAAAAUGUCUCCUGCUAAUGAGAAGACGCCGAAGAAGACUGCAACACUAAUGAAAAAACAGCAGGAGAAGGAGAGUGCCACAGUAGCACAAGGCUCUACCUCGAAAAAACAGAAGAAAGAUGUCUCUUCUCCAGAGGAAAAGAGUCCACAAAAGGUGGAGAAGAGUCCAAUAAAGGUGGAGAAGAGUCCACAAAAAGUGGAAAAGUGUCCAAACAAGGUGGAGAAGAGUCCAAAAAAAGUGGAGAAGAGUCCAAUAAAGGUGGAGAAGAGUCAAAUCAAGGCAGAGAAGAGUCAACAAAAAUUGGAGAAGAUUCCACUGAAAGUGGAGAAAAGUCCAGUAAAGGUGGAGAACAGUCCACAGAAGGAGGAGAGCACAUGUUCGUCCCCUGAACCAGUGAGAAAGAUUCGCAAAGGGAAGAGCAGUGCCGUUAAAAAGGAGCGUCCCGUCCCAAACAAAUCUGGUUUUGAGAGCAGCCCAGUCGACAGUACCCAGUGUGACCAGCGUGAGGAGGACCCCAGCACCCUCAGCAGCCCUGUCCGCCCCAGCAAAGACUCGCAGGAGUCCCAGGUGGAGGCGUCUCCCCGGCUGAGACGGGGACGCCGGCGCACCGACGAAGCUCUGCUGAAAGACUGGAGCUUCGCUUCUCCACCCACUCCCCCUCCUCCUGAUCCCCCCGCCUCCCCAACCUCGCCCAGUCACACCGCGACGGUCACCCCCCUGCGCCGGCCGCGGGGACGCCCUCGCCUCAACCGCCGGCGCGACGAGAGCGACGCCAGCAAGGGCAGAGCUGCAGACGGAGGAGACUCGGCGUCGGCGAAGAAGAGGAAGCGCUGCAGGAACCGCAAGUACCAGAACGGAGAGUACAUCACAGAGAAGGACAAGCCGGCAGAGGGAGAGAAAGAGGAGAGGCUCGGGGAAGACGAGGAAAGUACAGAUGAGAAGUCGGAUCUGUACCCGAGUCUGAGCGCCACGUUGACAUGUGAAACACCCAGUUCCGACCUAAGCCCCAGGAGGUCCCUGUACACCCGCUCCGGGACCACCCGCCGGCAGGAGAGCCCCCCCACCCCAGAGUUUAAUGACAAACCUCCAGGAAAGAGGAAAUUUAAGAGCAAGCACUUGUGCGACACGGAGGAGCAGAAAAAGCUGAAGACUAAACGCAGUUAUCUUGGGAAGCGCUGCUCCUCGCUCUCGGCGGAUGAAGAAAGCCCCGUCGCCAAAAAACCCCCUGCACCUUUCGCCGUACCCAAGGGCCCCUCGUCUCCCGUGCUGAAGAGGAAAGGGCCCGGGAGAAGUGGGACGCCGGAGUCGACCCCGAGCCGCCCGGUUCCGCCGGAGGUCCGCCGGUUAAUCGUGAAUAAAAACGCUGGAGAGACUCUGUUACAGAGAGCUGCUCGACUCGGAUACCAGGAAGUGGUUCUGUACUGCCUGGAGAAAGACGUGCGAGAGGUGAACCGGCGGGACAAUGCCGGCUACACGGCGCUGCACGAGGCUUGCGCUCGCGGCUGGACGCAUAUUGUGCAGGUUUUACUGAAGCACGGGGCCGACGUCAACUGCAGCGCACAGGACGGGACCCGCCCUAUUCAUGAUGCAGUAGCAGCUGAUAACCUGGCCUCAGUAUGGAUGCUCCUGAACCACGGAGCAGAUCCGACCCUGGCCACCUACUCCGGCCAGACCGCUGUUAAACUGGCCCAAAGCCCCAGCAUGAAAACCUUCCUUAAAGAGUAUUUCACUGAUCUGGAGGGACGCACUGAUCAGGAUCCGAGUUUACAGUGGGAUUUUUAUAGCAGCUCUGUGUUUGAGACGGAGCAGGAGGCAUGCUGGGACUUCCUGCUGUCUCAGCCGGAGGAGCAGGACGGGGAGGAGAGCCGGGAGCAGGGGAAGGAGCGAGACUCGGAUUCGGACUGUCUCAUGUUCGAAUUCUCCUCAGAACCGCUCUUACCGUGCUACCACGUUCAAGUAUCACUAACACAGGGUUUUUGUAACUGGUUCUUGCUGGCAGACGUGCUGAAGCGGCUGAAGGUCUCGGCUCGGAUAUUCCGUGCGAGGUAUCCUCAGUUUGAAGUAGCGAGCAUCGCGAAGGCGGAGCUGUGGAAGCAGAUGACUGUCAGUCAGACGUGCCUCGCCCCCGAAGAUCUCCGGCCGGCCGAGGAAGAGGAGGAGGAAGAGGAGGAGGCGGUGGAGCUGGUGCGCUGUGUGCCGGAGCUGCAGGGACUGCUGGGCUCGUCGAUACAGCUCUUACGGGAGGACGAGGACGAGAGGACUGAGACAACGGAGACGACGGAGACGCCAGCCAGGCUCUGCAGCCGAUAGCAAAAGCUCCGCUCCUGUGGACGAGACCACGCCCCUUUCUGCACUGCACCUGUCUGCACUGCACCCUCCACCCAUGCCACAUCCGGGGAUGGGUUGGGAGGAGCUGUCUGUCCGUCCGUGCGUCUAUCUGCCCACCUGUCCACCUGUCCACAGGCGCAGAGGACUUACUCUUACUCUCGGCGACUGGGCGAUGCCCACGAUGCCCGUGAUGCCCAGAUGCCCGGAUGCCCUCUCACCAGUACCAGCACUUUGUACAUUCAGCGUCCGCCAGAAAGGCUUAGUUAUUUAACGAAGAUUCCCGUCUCACUGAUCUCCGAUCUCGCUCGUAUGUUCCUUCACAAUAAGCGAAGAAGGGGACCUAUCAGACUGGCCUGCUUUGGAAUAGCCCCGCCCCCUGUCGGGUGAUUGGCUGGGGAAUGCUAGCAAAGCAGCUUUCAGGUCCCGACCUGUAGGUAUUUUUUUCACUAUCCAAUAAUAUUUUUUUUAUAUUAUAUAUAUAUUAACCUAUAAGUAUGUGUAAAUAUAUAUGUAUAUCUUGACAUCAGGGUGAACAUGUUUGGUUGUAAUUUUCAUGUGAAUAGCUUUUGAGAGAGAGAGAGUUUCAGUCCAAGGCAUUUUCUUUUGGCGUUUAUCUCGGCGAACUGUUUUGAGCGUAGAAGCUAAGAGGCUUAUUACGCUCCGGCUUAUUGUGGCAGGAAGGCCUGUGGGCCAGAUGGUUCCUCCGUUCCUCCGUAAACCUGCGAGAGGCUCGCCGCUCUCUCUCCGCGAGGACCCCUAACCUGGAGCAUAUGUCCCUCGGCCUUCCCCUUCUUACCUCACCUUACCUCAGCUCACCUCCACACCUGAACACCCACCACCUACAGCAGCUCCACCGCAAGCACCUCAUUUACCUGCAUGUCUUUCCUGGGUUUUCCUUUUUUUUCGGUUAUUUUGCAGUGUAUUAAAAAAAGAGCAAGGGGUUGAUCUCUUGAGUUUUGAGUUUAUUAAAUCCAUUAAAUUCAUUAAAUCCAUUUACUCACCAGACAUAUACAAGUCAGCAGUGAAUCAUCAGAUUUAUUUAUUAUUUAGAUGUUUUUGAUUCAUCCAAAAAUCAUGAAGAUGUUUACAAAAAGUAAUUCAUUAUUUGAAGAGAUUGUUGGUUGUUUGGUAUCAUGACCCGCGUGAUGAUGAAGGUUCUCAAAUAGUUUAUAUAAUAAAUAAGGCUUGCAAAAAAAAAAAAAAACGAAUAAUGCAAAGCUUUGGAACAGUUUUUGUUCUUCUUCUUUUUUUUUAUCACACUAUUUUUUUUUCUUCUGUGAUUUACAUAAAAAAAAGACUUUGUACUAUUGGAUCCUGUCCAGCAUCAGCAUCAUUCUCAUCAUCCUCAUCCUCCGGUGUAUCCGAUUCCAGCUAACUUUGUUGUGGUGUGUGAGUGUGUUUUAUUUACACAUUUGAUUGUUGUUUGUGUUUAAUUUAAUUAGUCAUUAAUAUAUUUGACUUUUCUGUGUGUCCGACAAAUGACCUAUGGACAUUUUCUUUGUAUGGUUGGUGCUUUAUUUGAAAAAAAAAAAUGUACAAUUUAAUGAUCCCUUUACCCCACGGAUUCUGUUCUCCCUCACUGCAGACAGUAUUUUAACGAGCAAAAGUACAGUUUUAUUGUACUGGUGCUAAGCUAGAUUUUGUGUUGACAAUCAAUGACGUUUUUUUGAAUUGAAACCAAUAAACGCUAUUUAACUGAAGAGAGAGAAAUGUAAAGAGAGAGUUUAGUUUCAUUACUUAUGGAAAUACACCAAGCCAUGAAGAGAGAGCGAAAGAGAGAGAGAGAAUACCUGGAUUUGAAGGAUUACUGCUUGUGUGAUCUCUGUUAAAGAGGAUACAUUGAUUUGAUUCCUUUUUAAAAGAAAUCGACCAGAAUAAAGCAUGAUUGUCAA